Messenger RNA from Emiliania huxleyi CCMP1516, 588 nucleotides. RefSeq lists its product as hypothetical. The record is from RefSeq and is a predicted model, not a curated record. The transcript has 6 exons. Bases 1 to 588 code for a protein of 195 amino acids. NCBI's taxonomy places the organism in Eukaryota, Haptophyta, Isochrysidales, Noelaerhabdaceae.
AUGAGUUCGCCGUCGAUCCCUCUGCCUUUCACCGGCGGGCUGCCGAACCGCACCUCGGAGAGCACGACGCAGCCCACCGACACCGCCUCCUCCGACGUCUCCUCCGUCAUGAAGGGCGUCGCCGCGCUGCACCGACAGCUCAGCGGCGGGGAUGAGAGUGUUCCGAUGCCGUUCGCUCCCAGCCAGCCCUACCGCCACUCCGCUGAGCACUGCGCCAACGCGGCGAUGCGCGGUGGAGUCUUGUUGGGUGUGCAAUCUUUGGCGGGGGGCGCGGAGACAGCUGCCAGCUCCGAGCUGCCACAGGCCGAGGAGUUUGCGCUGUGGGUCGUGCUCACGCUGGCCUUUGACCCGCCCCUCCUCGCGACCGCCGGCUUUUGCCAGCAAGGGGGGACAGGGGACAGCGGGUUCGGCGACAUGGUGUACGCCACGGUCCCUCGGGGCUCUGUGGCGACGAUCGUCGCCCGGGACUGGCUCACCAAAGAGCUCUACGAGCCGUCCCGGAGCGGCAAAAUUGAUGCGGCCUGCAGGGACCGAAAGGUCGCCGACCUGAUCACGGCUGCCGGCGCCGGCCGACGCCAAAUUUUUUAA